Molecule: messenger RNA, 2237 nt
Organism: Acyrthosiphon pisum (pea aphid)
Lineage: Eukaryota; Metazoa; Arthropoda; Insecta; Hemiptera; Aphididae
Product: LON peptidase N-terminal domain and RING finger protein 1
Exons: 8
Coding region: 440-1504 (354 amino acids)
Molecular function (GO): metal ion binding
Source: RefSeq, a predicted model, not a curated record
UACGUACUCGUCGGGCGCGCAGCCACCUCAUACAGUAAAUAGUAAUAUUACUCACUCUGUGAUCCACCGUCGCCGCGCCACCGGUCACCGGCCACCGCUUGUUGUUCGUUCGCUGAAUGCCGAUCACCAUUCUCCGACCUCCGUUCACUGAUCAGUCGACGGUCGUCAACACUAGUCGGUGGCUUCUCUCUUCUCCGGUUGUUCGUUUGCCGCGAUCGCGUAUCUAUUUUAAAGCGAACCGCCGUUCGUUUUUUCGAGUCUCAUCGGUCCGGUCGCCCUCUCAAUUCGCGUUUUCUCCACGGCUCAACCACAGGUGCAGCAGUCAGCCACACGAUACCAUUGUUGGACGACGUAGAUAGACUACACCGCAACAUUUAACAGCGACGUUACGCGGACUUGCAGAUAACAACCAACAACAACAGGAGCCUACAUCUCCACCAUGGCAUCUUCGGUUUGUUCGUAUUACAUGAGAGGAUCAUGCCGGUUUGGCAACCGUUGCUGGAACUCGCACGAUCUGGGAUUAGUCCGCACCGACAGCCCGUUUCGUAUGGACGAGGUGGAUACUUCAGAUGAAGAAAUCCACUUUGUUAUCGGAGCAAGAAGAGAAACUACUCCAAUGACUGCUUCACCAAGUAGUAGUGCUUCUAGGCCUAGACAACGAAAUCAAGUUCUACCAGAUUCAGCAAAUAAGCCAUUGGAAACUACUGAAACUGCAUCAUCUGCAUCUAAAGAUAAAUGGUGCCUAAAAAAUAUUAAUACCGGAGAGACAAGAUCAGGUUCACCCGAUAGUGUGCUGGUAGAAACUGUAAAAAAAUUAAAUGAAGCUGACAAUUUGGUAGUAUCACUUCGUCAACAGCUGCGUGUUAAGAAUGAGGGAGACAAUUUCUCUUGGAUUGAACAUCAAAUGGAGCAAUGUCUUGAAAGUGAUCUACAAUGUAAUAUAUGCUAUGAAAUGUUCAUCAAGCCGACUGUGCUUAAUUGCUCUCAUACAUUUUGUCAUGAAUGCAUAGAGUCAUGGACCCGAAGAGUUAAUCACUGUCCAACAUGUCGAGUUUAUGUAAAAAAUAAAUCAUACUGUCUAACUUUAGACACCUAUUUGGACAAAAUAGCCGACUGUUUACCGGAUGAAAUAAAAACAAGGCGGGAAACGUUAAAAGUCGAACGCAACAAUAAUAGAGUAGAGGUUAAUAGAAGUCGAAGAAAUAAUGCAAGGAGAAGAAACCAUAGAAAUCAGUCCAUGCGUCGAACAUUAGGUGUAUUAUGGGGUGAACGUGACCGAGAUGGUGCUGAAUGGAAUAUUGCGCUGGAAGAAGCAUUAUUUGAUCCAAUACGUUUAGGCGAUGUAAUUGGUAGAAAUAGAGAUGAUAGGGAUGACUGGGAUGAUGAAUUGUCUGAUAGCACCUUAGACAGUCUUGAGUACUUUUGCUCUUAUUGUGACAAUAUGGGACACUCAGCGUCCAACUGCCCCAUAUCCAUAAUGGAGGAGACUGGUGAUAUAUGGUAGAGCUAACUGCUUUUUUCUACUAUCCCGUUAUUUGCUUGCGUUGAAGGCACUUCCUAAUACGCUUUUUUGGGACUAUAUUUAUAUAUAAUUUUUUUUUUUACAUAUAUAUAUUAUAUUAUAAAUAAAAAAUAUAAUAUUUGUAAUGUAACUGUUUUAAUUAUUAGAAGUAGUUUUAUGUCAUAAAUCGGGGUAAACGUGUUUCACUCAUUUUUUCUCAAUUUAUAAUUAUUAAUUGUUAAACUUAAAUGAUCGGUUUAUGAAAUGUAUGUAUAUUUUUUUUUCAUUUAUAUUAUUCAGGUCUUUAUAAUAAUAAUAUAAUAUAAUAUAAAACAAAUAAUUUAAAUAUAUCUUAUAAACAUUAGUAUUACUGCACUACUUUUUCCGUACUUAGUUAUUUAUUUGCUAACAUUUAAAUAUUUGGAACGAAUUUUUUUUUUGUCUAGUAUUUUUUUUCCUAAUCGUUGUUAUUAGAAAUUAUGGAUUAAUAAUACUAUUAUGUAAGGUGAUUAUAUUAUUUAAAUUCAUUUUGUAAAAUUAUUAUAUUUAUUUUCUGAUCGUGAUGCUUAUUAGAUUUGUACACCUAUUCGUAAUUAAAAAAAUAUUAUAUUAUUAUGUUUUUUUACACAUACGACACUUAUAUUAACGAGCACAAAAUUAGCUUUCAAUGGUGGAAAUUAAAUUGUAUGUUAAACACUGCUGAGCUUAUAAAUAUAAUAACACUUGAUAAACUAAU